UUGAACCUCAAAAGCCUUCACCUUCUCGGCAGUAUGCACAGAGGAAGUUGGUUGAGGAGAAACAAAAACUUGGUGAACCUGAAAUGCCUCAAGAGGAUCCUUCAAAGUCCCCUACUGCAAAUCAUGGCGUUCCUUGUGCUUCUCAGAACAUGGAGCCAUCAGGAUCAUAUUCAUCUCAAACACAUGCAGUUGUCUUGGAGAAUUCAUCUACUACUGCAGCUGCACUAGCAAAAUAUGAGAAGGUCAAUGAUUCUGGAGAAAAAGAGACUCGACAUUUUAUGGUGAAUGUCAUUGAACCUCAAUUCAAUCUUCACUCUGAAGAAGCCAAUGGGAGAUUUCUUCUCGUUGUUGUUAGUGGUCGUGUUUUAGCUCAGUCAUUUCAUUCAGUUCUUCACGUUGUUUCUGAGUUGAUUGAGCAAGCUCUUGGUACCGGGAAUGUUCAUAUUCCUGAAGGUGGGCAUGACAUGACAUUGAAGCGCAUGGAGUUUGUUAUGAUGCUAGAGCAUGUGCAGGCUCAUGUUGCACCAACUGAUGUGGAUCCUGGGGCUGGAUUACAAUGGCUUCCAAAAAUUCGUAAAAGUUCUCCAAAGCUCAAACGUACUGGUGCUCUACUUGAAAGAGUGUUUAUGCCUUGUGAUAUGUACUUCCGAUACAUAAGGCAUAAAGGUGGAACCUCAGACUUGAAGGUGAAGCCAUUAAAAGAACUGACCUUUCAGUCUUGCAACAUAACAGCUACAAUGACAUCUCGUCAGUUUCAGGUUAUGCUGGAUGUAUUGACCAAUCUUCUCUUUGCUCGGCUUCUGAAGCCUCGAAAAAGUAGUCUCUCUUGUCCUGGCGAAGAUGAUGAAGAUGUUGGAGAGGAGGCUGAUGAAGUGUUCCUGAUGGUGUUGAAGAGGUGGAACUUGCCAAAAUCACCCUUGAAACGAAAGAAAGGGAGCAGAAGUUGCUACUCAAUGACAUUAAGAAGCUGUCUCUUCAUUGUUGUACUUCAGGAGACCAUCUGGAGAAGGAAGGUGAAUUGUGGAUGGUAAAUGGUGACAGAUAUAUUGGUGCAAGGACUAAAGAGAGAACUUAUUAAUGCAAAAAAAUUAAGGAAGGUUGCAUCUGUAUCCUUACGGGCUGCUUUGCAUAAAGCAGCUCAGCUACGGCUAAUGGAGAAAGAAAAGAACAAAAGUCCAUCCUAUGCAAUGCAUAUUUCUUUGCAAAUUAACAAAGUUGUAUGGAGCAUGCUUGUGGAUGGUAAAUCGUUUACUGAGGCCGAGAUAAAUGACAUGAAAGGUCAUGCUUCGUGUAGAUGCAAAGCAGGGAGCUCCAAAAGAAGGAAACUCUUCUCUGGAUCUUUUUCAGGUA
Hibiscus syriacus is the source of this 1350-nucleotide messenger RNA. RefSeq names its product protein SABRE-like. The coding region runs from base 84 to 1031 and encodes 315 amino acids. The record is from RefSeq and is a predicted model, not a curated record. The transcript is spliced from 7 exons. NCBI's taxonomy places the organism in Eukaryota, Viridiplantae, Streptophyta, Magnoliopsida, Malvales, Malvaceae.